Ochlerotatus camptorhynchus is the source of this 1160-nucleotide messenger RNA. Its product is annotated as transmembrane protein 179-like. The coding region runs from base 100 to 828 and encodes 242 amino acids. The record is from RefSeq and is a predicted model, not a curated record. The transcript is spliced from 4 exons. NCBI's taxonomy places the organism in Eukaryota, Metazoa, Arthropoda, Insecta, Diptera, Culicidae.
GCAAAAAACAGCUAAAAAUAUUCUGCCGUUUUGUUCUUUGUAAAAAAUUGUCUUCAUCAACAAAACCUGUAGUGCCCGACGGGAAACGAGUCUCGCCCAAUGGCUCUGUCCAAUGUGCUCAUCCUUAGCCAGGUGGCCGGCCAUGUCAUCGGCCUGAUCCUGUCGCUGUGCAUGUUCAUCCCCCUGUCGGUCCAUGUCCAUUCGUUCAAUGGCCACUGUUUGCUCUUUGCCACCGGAACGUGGCAGGAGAAGGAUGGACUGUUCGACGUGAGGUGGGCCUCGGAGGCUUACUGCAACUACCCGAUCCUGGUGGGAGUGGCCCUGUUCAUCAUCUCCGGAUUACAGAUCUAUCGCUUGGCCAUUCUGGUGUACCGUGAGCUGGAGAGUUCCUUCCUGGCGCUGUUCUUCGAUGUGGUUUUCAGUGUUAGUCUGUGUGCAAUGACGGUCAUUGCUGCGAUUAUCAUCACGCUUGGGUUCAUGACCUGGUGCGGAGAUAUGACAGAACGUUUCCCCUCUUGCGAGGUGGCCGACGGCCAGAACAUCACCACCGUCGAGCUGAAUAUUCAAACGUCCGGGUUUUACAUUGAAAUGGGCACGGCCCAGUUCGGGGCCUGGGCAUCGUUUGCCACUUGGGUGGGUCUGUCGGUGUUUGCCCUGCUGAAGCUUAUCAACAAUCACCAGUUGCGCAACAUGAAGGUCUCGAUGUACAUCGAGCGGCAGCGGCUAGUCAACGAGGAUGUGUACAGGGGAACGACCUCGGAGCUACCGAGCGGAGCAGGGGCGGCGGACUUGAUGGCUGGUUCUCCCGGAGAGAACCAGCUGGAUUGAGCGUGCUACAAUUAAGUAUUCGAAUCAAUUAUUAACAUUAUCACUUUACCAGAUAACAAUGCAGUUGUGGUCGAUUGUGGGAAAACUAUAGUGGAGAUUCCAAAAAUGUGAUUUGUCAGACAAGUGAUUGGAUAAUCGUCAUUCGAUUCCAUAUUUUAGUAACUUAAUGUAGUGUUUCACAGGGGGAAAAUGCCGAACAAAAUUUAUACUUUCUGAUUGUUUAUUUUGCAUUGCUGUAAUGAGUUGAUCUAUUCAUUCUACACCAUAAUAUUAUUCUACAAAAUAUUUAGUAAUCCUUGCGUAAAGCAUCCAUUCAAUUAUGAUAAAGGAAC